UGGAACGAACCUUCAGUUCAGUUGAGUCGCAGUUGCCGAACGGAGCGGAUCGAUCUUGAGAGUGAAAAGUGCUUGUCAGUGAAAAUAAAGCCCUUGAAUACCCAAAUAGAAACCAGUACAGUGCGAUCAUGUCGCAUCACAAUUAUACCAACCCGGCUUUUUGCCAAAACAGUGAAUUCUAUCCAGUUUCCAGUAACAAAUCAGCUCACGUAGAGUCCAUCUACAAUAGGAGCUUGCAAAUGAAUUUUGGGGCAGCUCCCCCGCGAUCGGCACACGCCACACCGACUAGAAAAGGCCAAAUGCAACGUAGCAUGUCCACGCGAUCGGUGACGCGGAAGCAGUACCAACAGCAGCAGCAGCAACAGCAGCAGCAACAUCAAAUAAAAAACCAACAACAGCAGGCCAAUCAGCAGCAAUCCAGUGGCCGGUAUGCCUUGGUUCCCUUGGAGGAGCUGAACACCAGCAAAGCUGGUAGAUAUGCUAUAGUUCCUGGGCAGGCGGCCCAGAGGUUGGCCAGAUCACAGGAUAAUCUAGAUCGGUAUGGCUCGCGGUACGGCAUACACGAGGACGAGGAACCGCACUCCUUCCACGAGGAGCCCCACCAGGAGACCCAGUUUGCCAGCUUGCCGCCCAUGAUCAAUCUGCCCCCGAAACCCAUCACCCGGAACAACAACAACAGCCAAGCCCCCAACCAAUCAAUCAAACACGCUUUCAGUAGCGAUUUCGGGAGUAAAACCUUUCUGAUUGUGGAUAAGAACAGCAACCAGCGAUACCAAAUGGUGCCCACUGCCGAAGACGAGGAGCUGGUGGACGAGAACCAGGAGAUUAUCCAAAUGCACAAUGGCCGUGCCCACAGGUAUGCGAUGAUACCAACAGAAGCGGACGAAGAUGAUUUGCCACAGCAGGACCAGGAGGAGCAGCAAGAGACCUGUCUGAGCACCACCGAGAUCUCCCAGCAAUUCGCAGCCAGGACUUCUACGCCGCAGCAGAGAAAUGCGGCAGCGGCAACCAGGGCGCUGCACGAACUUCUGGUCACGCCAAGGAAGAUGCAGCCGCCUCCGAGGCUGGCCCAUUCCACGCCUCGGAAUGCCGCCCACCUGGAGCAGUUGCAGCUGGAGCGCAGGUUGCAAAUCUACCAGAGCCAGCAGGUGCUCAGCCAGUUGGGAUCGGGACCACCCGCCCUUCCCCUUCGCCAGAAUAGACUUUCGCCCCAGAGACUGCAUUACGAGACGGUGAAACCAGCUCCUCUGCAGAUUGCAGAUCGCUCGAUGGCCGUCAUAAGCCCUAGGGUUCAGGAGCAGCAGGAAAGGGAUCAGGACAUGAGCAGUAUCCAGGGAAAGCCCCAGAACAACAACUCCUAUCCGCAGAAACUGGCAAACGCCACAAUUACCUUGGCCGUUGUUUCCCUGAUGAUGGUUUUGGGCAGCACCAUGAAUUGUGGAUUGGCCAUCUAUAUGAUUGCUCACUUUGGAAAAUCCUUUUUCUUACAAUUCAGCCUGGCCUCCUCCUUCUGUGCUGUGGGCCUUGGAUUCCUCGGAUUCAGAUCGCGUCACUGCGAAUGGUUGCCCAACAGAAGCUACAUAUCCGGCUACAUCCUGGUGACCGUGUUCUGCCUCUUCAAGUGUUGCGGCCUGCUGGUGAUCCUUGUUUGGGAUCCCUUCCCAGGCCUGCCUGUCCACGACAUAACCUCCGGAGUCAUCCUUGGGCUAUCAACCUUCACCGUAGUGUUUAUUGGCUUGGGCGUGCUGGGAAGUCUCUGGUGCAACCGCCCGCCGCCAGAUAAUCGCGUGAAUGUGGUUUAAUUCCCAAUAAAAAUUAACUAAGCUUGAGAUUUAAUAUUAAAAUAGUUGUACACCAGAUCCAAUAACAACAUAAAAACUUGGCACACCGACGGCUAAAAGACCAAAAAGAAGUAUUAGACUUUUAAAGAGAGGAAGUUCAUCAUCCCCUGAAAAGACUGUAAAUAAUAAGUGGGUUGUACUUACAUCAUAAUAUCUUAGAGUAUGCUAAGAACGGUUAUUCAUUAUUAAAUUAUUAAAUGUAUUAGUCUAAGAAAGUUAAA
Molecule: messenger RNA, 2062 nt
Organism: Drosophila bipectinata
Lineage: Eukaryota; Metazoa; Arthropoda; Insecta; Diptera; Drosophilidae
Gene: spdo
Product: sanpodo
Source: RefSeq, a predicted model, not a curated record